This is a messenger RNA of Lineus longissimus, 7334 nucleotides long. RefSeq names its product complement C3-like. The record is from RefSeq and is a predicted model, not a curated record. Lineage: Eukaryota; Metazoa; Nemertea; Pilidiophora; Heteronemertea; Lineidae. Gene Ontology annotation, cellular component: extracellular region. Gene Ontology annotation, molecular function: protein binding; endopeptidase inhibitor activity. The transcript has 35 exons. Bases 46 to 5223 code for a protein of 1725 amino acids.
GCGGCUAUCAUUUCUGAGCUGACAUCGAAAGGAGAAGCAAGCAAGAUGAUGACUCCUCCGUGGAUUCUCGGAGUGUUUGUCACUUUGGCGGCAAUGUAUUUGACAGAAGCAAGCCCAAACCUUUUCGUUGCCUCGCCGAAUCUGCUGAGGGUGAAUUCUGAUGAGGAUGUUUGGGUUACGCUGCAUCACACCCAGAACAGCCCGGUAACAGUCAAGGUCUACCUGGAAAACUAUCCCGAUAGGGGGCAAAGAUUCUCCGCGAGAACAGUCACCAUCGGGAAAGAUGAGAGUAAGAAGGUGACCAUGCGAGUGGGCUGGGGGGACAUCCCUCAAGUAUCACAGCAGACCUAUGUCUACCUGGUGGUCGAAUGUCAAGCCCUCGUCUUCAGGAAAGAAUCGGUCAUCUUACUCUCCAAAGAGUCAGGCUACCUCUUCCUGCAAACUGACAAGCCUCUCUACAAUCCACAUGAAACGGUCAACAUCCGUGUUGUGUCUCUUGACUCUGAGAUGAAGCCUUCGAACCAUGAGAUUACUCUUGAUGUUAUUAAUCCAAACGGAGACGUUCUCAAGAGGUUCAACAAGAAGCGAGCAACUAAUGGCUUUGUGCAAGAAGAAUUCGACCUUCCGAAAAUCUUGGUCUAUGGAAACUGGACGCUUCAAGCAAGUUACAAGGAUACCUUACAGCCUGGGGUCAAAAAUACUUCAAUCGAAUUCGAAGUGAAGGAAUAUGUGCUCCCAACGUUCUCGACCCAAGUGAAAAUCAUCGACGACUACAUCCUAGAAUCACAGCCUGAAAUCCAAUACAGGAUCACAACAGAAUAUGUUUUCGGUACUGCCGUCACGGGGCGUGGCACGGUGUAUUACUACUUGCUUUCCCCUGAUGGCAUUGAGCUCCAGAUAGGAUACAAAGAAUUCGACAUCACAGGCGUUCAUAUCGGAGCAAUUACGAAAGAUGUAUUUGGGGAUAAAUGGUUUCCGCCGGAGAAUACCCGCCUCCUCCUUAGAGUGAAUGUGAGAGAGGGAGCUACUGGGAAGCAAGAGAGUUCCAGCGACUCAUCAGCUGUCUUCGUGAAAAGUCCCUUUGUCGUCUCAUACGAGAGGAUGCCUAAGUUUUAUAGACCUGGUUUGCCUUUCUCUAUCGAGUUUGACCUGACCUACCCCAACAAAUUGGUGGCGGCUGGUAUCCCCAUCAGCAUAAAGGCCCUGGUCACUACUCCAGGAGGCGGACAGCAGGGAGCUCAUGCCAAUCAAAUAGCAACGAAGAACUACACAACUGACCAGAGUGGAAGGCAGCAGGUGACCUUAGAUAUACCUAGUACUGCAUCCAGUUUGAUAAUCACAGUGAGCACACGCGACGCUGGUCUUGCGGCCAAACACCAAGCUAACAAACCAAUCACUCUCGAGCCACACGUGAGUGGUAGCAAUAAAUUCAUGGUGCUCCAGGUGCUGACUUCUGGUGCAGAGGUCAAGAUCAACCGGAAUCUACAGAUCAGGGCCGAUUUUACUGAGAGUGGAGCCAAGAAGGUCAACUUUAUGGUUGUCGCCCGGGGAAAGAUUCUGCAGCAUUUCACGAAUCUGGUGAACGACAGGCAAACUCACGAAAACAUCCUGAUCAGCCCCCUUAUGUCCCCGCAAGCCCGGGUGAUAGCCUACUACGUCAGCGGCCGUGAGAUCAUCAGUGACUCAUUGGUUCUGGAAAUUGUUAAAUCAUGUGGAAAUGAGCUUACCAUCACAACAGAGAAAAACCAUCGAGAAUAUUUACCAAAAGAUAAUGUGAAGCUUACCAUCGCCGCCGGCAAGAGGUCAACAGUCUCGGUGUUGGGGGUGGACAAGGCUGUCUAUCUGCUCAGUGAGAAGGAUAUCCUAACCAGGAGUAAGAUGUUUAAGAAGAUGUUAGAGAUGGACAUAGGGUGUGGUCCUGGUGGGGGCAAGGACGCGUCUGAUGUUUUCAAGCAAGCUGGACUAAGCGUACUAGCAAAGACAGGCGUUAUUGCCAUCCCAAGAAGGAGCACAGAGGGAUGUCCACAAAACAAGUUCAGGAGGAGGAGAGAUGUCAUGGCGACGUAUUCAGAUAUCAUCGCUCGUCUGAGCGAUCAGGAUAAGGUAUGCUGCAAUCAGGGAGUGAGCGACAGUGUCGAUGCUGUAAGGACAUGCCGGGAGCUCACUCGUGAUUACGGAUCGACACGACGGUCCUGCUCUCAGGCGUAUUUACAGUGCUGUGAGGCUGAGAAACGCAGAGUGGCAGGUGGCCGUGGGAGGUCAGGCGCCAAUGAUGACCAGCUCCUUCAAGGAUCAUUUGAGAAUGUAGAGGUUGAUAUAAGGAAAGACUUCCAAGAAACAUGGAUCAACGAACUUCUGACUCUUGGACCAAAUAAAGCAAGCACCGUCCUGACUCGGAGACUCCCCGAUUCGAUCACCACGUGGGUGAUCUCUGGGGUGAGCGUGUCGCCAGACCAGGGCAUGUGCGUGGCAGUACCGACCAACAUCACCAGCAGGAAGAAAUUCUUCGUCCACGUUGAUCUACCGUACGCUGCAGUCAGGACAGAACAGCUCGAGGUCAAGGCAACCGUUUAUAACCUGGGCAACCGUAACGUAAGGGUCCACGUGAGCUUGAAGGCAGAUGACAGUAUCUGUUAUGCAGCAGAGCGGGAAAAAUACACCUACCGACAAGAGGUUACCGUGGAAGCGAAAUCGGCCAAGUCGGUCACUUUCCCUAUUGUACCGCUGAAGGCCAAGGACCUACCAUCAGAGAUAAGCGUUAAAGCUCUGAGUAAUCUUGAUGGUGAUGAAGUCAUCAAGAAUAUCCGAGUGGUUAAUGAAGGUGUGAAAAAAUACAAAACCGAGUCCAUCCGCCUCGAUCCUCAAGGUAUCAUGGGUGAUGCUGGCAGUGGAGCAGCCAACUUGGAAGUCACUAUCGACAAAAAAGCAAAGCGUCAAACCGUGAAGAUUCCUCUCACGUUUCCAGUAGAUACCAUCCCAAAAACCGAGAAGUGCUCAGUCAGUAUUCAUGGUAAUUUACUCGGUCCAAUGGUCCCUUCUGGAAACUUUGACAUAUCGAAGAGAUUCAAACUACCAACGGGCUGUGGAGAACAGAAUGUUAUCACAAUGGGCCCACUCGUUUACUCCACCAAGUACCUGCUACGGAUCGGCAAACUAACUGGCAAACUGGAAGCAAAUGCAUAUGACUUCAUCACAAAGGGAUACGAAAGCCAGCUUGCUUAUAAGAAGAAGGAUGGUUCGUUUGCAGCUUGGACAUACUACCCCUCAAGCUCAUGGUUGACUGCCUUUGUCACCAAAGUGUUCUGCCAGGCCAGCACCUUUGACCAGAUUGGCGAGAAAGUACGAGAGCACGUGAUCGACGCCGUGAACUGGCUCUUCAAGAAUGCGCAGGACGGCAGAAGCGGGAAGUUCUUCGAAACUCAUGUUGUCGUCCACAAAGAAAUGCUGGGCAAAUCUCUAAUGAACGACGUGACGCUGACGUCCUUCAUUGUGGAAUGCAUCUACAGUUGCAAGGAUGUGAUCGACCUAUCGUCCAGAGAGUUCGCCAGUCCAAUGCGUAAGGCAGUCCAGUAUCUUGAGCGAAACCGCCAGAGCGGGCAAGUGCUGGGUAACCGAUACGGCCAAGCGAUCCUCACUUAUGCCUUGACCCUGGCAAACAGCCAGCACAAGUUUGAGGAAAACCAACUUCUAUGGGCUAUGUCGAAUUUUGACCCAGUAACUGGUAUGCGAUACUGGAACCUUGACGGGCGUCAACCGGACAAUCACAACGAGCCCACAUGGUACACCAAGAACGCACCAGCCGCCGCCAUUGAAACCGCCUCCUAUGCCAUUCUCGCCCUACUCGCAAGCGGCCAGGAGAGUAACUUCACCAACAGUGGACAGAUAGUAUCCUGGCUUAUUCGGCAGAGAACGAAGAGUGGAAGUUUCUCGUCCACAACCGAUACUGUCCUAGGUUUAGAGGCCCUUUCGGAAUACGCCUUCAGAGCCAGCUCCAGAAGUAUACUGAAGAUGAACAUACGAUUUUACGCUGGUGGAACUUCCUUCGGCGUGUACGACAACUUGGUCCUGAAUGAGACAAAUAGCCUGAUUCCAAUACUUAUUGAGAAUAAUCUUCCUAUUGGUGACAAACUUAACGUAGAAGCGACAGGUACAGGGUUGGCCCAGCUUCAGGUUGAGUGUACUUACCAUGCUCCCGCGAAGGAUGACAAGGGCUGCCCUUUCACGUUAGAGGUUGACAGCACGGAAUACAAGGCCACGGCUGCUGACCUUGGUCCACUGGAUGCCGUGCCUGCUCAGAAUCUCCCUGAUAGGUCGAGGUUCGGCGGGUUUCGGUUCAAGAGAGCUGAUGAUGGGGGAACAAGCAGUUUCGUGGUGAGGAUACAGUCACGAAUAAGGUUUAACGGCGGCCAGAAGGUGGGGAUGUCAAUGCUUGAAGUCUCCCUGUUCACUGGAUUCAAACCGUAUCUGCCAGAUUUGGAGAAGUUGAAAAAGGAUGGUAAGAUUGACCAGUUCGAGACAACGGGAUCUUCGGUGCUGUUUUACUUAAAAGAGAUUUCUAGUAUUGUGGACACCUUCGUGACGUUCCGAGCGACCCAGAAGUAUAAAGUUGGCAAGACCCAGCCCGUGGCCGUCAAGGUGUAUGACUACUACGAGCCCAACACCCGACAAUGUACCAAGUUCUACCACCCUCAUGCCAGGAGUGCCCUGCUGGCUCAGUCCUGUGAUAAUUCGCAGGGGAGGGAGGUCUGUGCGUGCGUAGCAGGAACAUGUGCUGAAUAUUUUGGUUUUGACAGAGCUCAUCUGCCGAGAGGUUUGAGAUUCAGGAUUAAGAACAGGAACAUAUUAUACCAAGAUGCAUGCACCAUUUACAACUACGUUGUGAAAGUAAAAGCAGGGCAGAAAUUCAUCAACAAACCUCUGGUGGAAAUGCAGGCAGAGAUUCAAAAUGUUAUCAAGCUUGGAAGUGACAAUAUCGACACUGGUGAGACGAUUCACUUCGUUUGGAACUCUGAAUGUGUGUAUCCGCUGAUGGAGGAUGGUGUAUCGUACCUGGUGAUGGGAAUGGACGGAAAACAAUACGUGGAUAAGAAUGGCAGAGCACAGACUAAAUACAUUCUGGAUUCGUCAAGCCAUGUGGUGGAAUGGUAUGGACAGGAUAAGAGAAAAUACAUGGAGGCCUUAAAUGCCUUCGCUGGCAAGCUUUUGCGCCAAGGCUGUCCUUAACUGUGACCUUAUUCGCCUUAUCCAAUUUUGCCUUCUCCCAUUUAGCCUUCUCCUAACUUGCCUUUUCUCAAUUCGCCUUCUACGAUUUCGCCAUCGUCUUAUCUCGCCUUUGUUCCAAUUGGCCUUCUUCCUAACUCGCCUUCCUCUCAUCUUGCCUUAUACUAGUUUACCUUUUCUUAUUUCGCCUUUGUCCUAUUCUGCCUUGGUUCCAUCCUGCCUUAUCUCAUCUUGCCUUUUCUUGAUUGACCUUUGUGUCAAUUCGCCUUCUUCCCAUUUUGCCUUCUCCCGUUUCGCCAUAUCUCACUUCGCCUUUUAUCAAUCAGCCUUCGUUAAGCAAGGGGUCUAUUAUUCGCAGGGGGGGGGGGGCAGUGUUUUGAGUAGUUUAAUGAUUUUGUUCAAAAAAACUUUGGGACUUGUAUUAUCUCAUGCUAAGUUAUAGCAUUGCUGAGAAUGAAGAACAUCAAACAUACCAAAACCAUCCAAAGGGAACACUGCGUGGGACGUUCUUGAGAGCUAACUCAUUCUGUGAGAAGGCCUCAUAAUUCCCCAAUGAUCAAAGGAAUACAUCUUCCAGAUUGCUGGAUUUGAGUAGGCCUAUUGACCAUAGUCCAUAAUAAAGAACUUCAGAAGCACUCACACUUUGAAUGAUCAAUAAAAUACUUAGCACCCCCAUCCCUCCUAUAUAGUACCAGGUCACAAGUCUUACUCAUCAAAGAAUGCCAAAACACUAUGCCAAAAUAUUUCCAUGAAAGACUUGGAAAACUCUAAGAUUUGACAAACAUGGGUAAAUAUACUAAGUUGGUUUUGGAGAUACAUGUAAGUUUACAUGUGGAUGGUUCAGAAGUUAUGAAGAUUUGAAAAUAUUGGUAAUUAAGCAGCAGCCUUGGGUAGGGUACCAAAACAUAAUUCGUGGAAACACUCUUAUAUGAAAGAUUGGCCCCACAAACAUGGGUAAAAGAGACAAAAGUCUUUUGUAAUAUGGUAUGUAAUGUAAUAUGACUAUAAUGGCUGAGAAGUUAUCUACACUUGUAAUUUUGGCAAUGUCCACCAGGUUUUGGUUGGGGGUACCCCCGAAUGGACCCUAGAAGCCCUUCAACACUGUUGAAGACACUUUCAUAUGAAAGAUUGACUCAACAAACAUGGGUAAAGACACCAAGUUUGUUGCAAAGUAGGAAGAAGGCGAAUGGGAAGAAGGCGAAAUAAUACAAAGGCGGGGCGGGUUAAGGCGAGAUAGGAUGAAGGCGAAUCGGGACAAAGGUAAAUUAGGACAAGGUGAAAUAGGAGAAGGCAGAUUAAGACAAUGGCAAACUGAGACGAAGGCAAGAAUGGAUAAGGCAACUUGUGAUAAGGCAAGAUAAAACAGAGGCAAAAUAGCAUAAGGCGAAAAAUGAAAAGGCGAAAAAAGACAAAGGCGAGAUAGAAUAAGGCGGAUUGGGAAGAGGCAAAAUUGGAAAAGGCGAAAUAGGAGAAGGCGAAAUGUAUAUUUUUUAAAGGCAAAAUGGGAAAAGGCGAAAAAAGACAAGGCGAAAUGGGCAUUUGUACAUGCAUCUAAUAAUACCCUUGAAAAGCUCAAUCCGUGUGACGAAGGACGCUAAGAAUCCGUGUGGCUACGAAUGACACUAAAAUUCCGUGUGACGAAGGACGCUAAGAAUCAAACAAGUAACAAUCGUAGAUGCUCAGUUGUUCAUCAUGAUUAUAACUGUAACAGUUCAGAAAACUGCUGCUUGGUCUUUGGAAAAGACAAGUAACUGUGUGAUGUCAUACAUGCUCAACCUCAAUGCUGUAUUUUAUGCCUGCUACAAAUUUUGCAUUAUGAUUAUGUCCUGUAAAGAGCCGAUGAUGAUUUCUCAACCCAACCACUUGCACAAUCUCUUACACUUCCUAUCCCCAGAUGAUGCAGUGGUUGGCUACAUUUUCUGGUGGGCAUCUUAUCUGUCUGCAGAAUUUUACAAUUAGCCUAUAUUUUUUCCACUUCAUGUCCAUGAUUGUGCAGCUGGCAAACACGAAAAGAGACAGUCAUAUUUUCUUGACGUGAUUGCCGUAGAAGAAUCUGUAUGAUACUCGAGAUUAUUGUGAUAUACAAGUAAUAAAAUGCUUUUAUCUCUGUCUUA